AUGUCUUCCAAGCGACACCGCCCCACCCGUCGGGCAGAAAUUGCGCCAAAGAAGACCGCCUUUCACACGCUGCGGAAUCAACUGCGCCGCAACCUGGUGCGCUCAGAGUCCGGACGCGACUUCGUCCCUAGUGCCAGCCUCGAUGCCAUCUUCACCUUGGGUGCCAUCGAAAACGCCGUUGAACAGCUGGUCUGUCAGCCGGAUGAUCGAACGGGUCUCGCCCACGCGAUAUACAACCAAGGGAAGAAGCUAUUCGCAAUCUUGGUCUGGAUGCAGGAACCGGAUGCCAUCGUCACGUUUCGCAGCCACGACCUCCUCGACAGAAAACUACCCUUUGAAUCCUCCCACAUCGACGACUUGGGCCUCAAGUUUGCCCACGGCCUUGUAAGCGACGAGCAGUGGAAAUUCGUACCCUACUCCUUUCCACCAACCAUGUGGGAGUGCCACCGGGAAAUCGACACCGACAUGGUGAUGCCUUUUGUCGGCAAGGCGGAGAAGGUCGGGGCUGGCAUGCAUGCGGAUGUUUACAAGGUCGCCAUCGCCCCGUCCGAGCAGGCUUUCUAUCCCAAGGAUAGCGCACGAGUGCAAAUUAUCAAGAAGAGCUUGAAUCCUAAUGUCGAGCAAAACCGAGUUCGACAGGAGCUGUUGUGCUUACGGCUUCUCAAUCAUCUGAAGCAUCCCAACAUUGUCUGCAUGUUGGGUUCAUAUACGCAGAUGGAACAGCACCACUUCUUGUUUCCGUGUCUAGACAUGGACCUGAGCACCUUUCUCAAGAGGGAUACUCGAUUCGGGAAUUUCGAAUCGGACUGCACAUUCUACUCGGCGCUGCGAGGACUCGGCUCUGCACUAUCCCACGUCCAUCGACUUCAUCUGAAUCAGAAGACUCACGGGAUGGAUUUCGACGGUAUUGGCUGGCAUCACGACAUCCGGCCCGCCAAUGUCCUAGUGAGCAAGACCACAUUCCUGCUCACAGACUUUGGCCUCGCAACCUUUCAACAGGGCCGUGUCAAGUCAAAGAUGCUGUGGCAGCCGACGUCUGGAGAUUACGUUGCGCCUGAAUGCCUGGAUGCCGACCAAAAAGAGCAGAUCGUCGACCAAGCCAUCGACGUUUGGGCAUUCGGCUGCCUCCUUGCCGAGAUUGUCACGUACAUGGAGAAGGGCGCUGCUGGAGUCAAGGAGUUCAGUCAACACCGGUUGUCGAUCGGACGGGGAGGAUGGACAGACAGCCAGUUCUACGACGCAGACGGCGAGACCAAAGACCUGGUCAAAGAGUGGCUGGGAUCUCUGGCUACAAAUAGUGUAGAGGAGCGUCUGAUUCCGUCGCUUGUCAACACGUCACUCCGCGCCAUGACAGCCGUCAGGCUGCGUCGUCCCAGGAUGAUGCAUAUUGCCGGCGACCUCACCCUCCUGAGUCUCAAGGCACACUUCUACGCCGUCGAAGAGCAGUUUACUGAUACUCGCGCGCUGAAUGGGAUAACGGCCGGCGACAAUCUCUGGUUUCUGCACGAGCGCUUUCGAGCAUGGGGUGGAACGCUGUCGCUCGACAAGAAGGACGCGGUGGCGACCCUCUCGGACCAUAUUAACGAGUGCUACGAUGCCAUCAUCGACAACUUGGGUCUGUUGUAUCAGGAGCUAGAGGACGCGAGUUAUGAAGUGUUUACUUGUCUGGAAGAUCGAUUUUGCUUUGAGGAACGCGUCGACCGGCUGGUCGAGACGCUGUGGUGUCUCCUCCCCAUCAACAUGCAAGCAGUCACGAAGGAUUACUGGUGCCGCGCUGUCUUGAAUGCGGAUUGGACGGAUGCUUCCGGUGAUGUGUACGGCACGUUAAAGUCGCGAAAUCUUGUCUACAAUAAUACCGAUGCUGCUGCGGCAAAGAUAGAGACGGUGCCGCCAAAGGUAGAAGCACCCGCCACAAGUAUAGACGCAGAUGACGAGAAUAACUCGGGGGAUAGCCCGCGCCUCGGCAACAGAGCCAGGCUCGCGCUGACCCUAUCGACUUACAUCAAGGACUUUAACAGCAUCGGGUGGCUGCAGGAGGGCCUCAAGUCGCAAACCAUGCCCUUUCUCAAAGCCCCCGCGAUCGACGAGAAGAAAGGCGAUGUCUCAUGGCGGUCCUACGCGUCCGGCAUGUACCGGAGCGUCAUGGGAGCCAUUGUCGAAGAGAGGUCGCCGGGGCAGAAAGCGGUCUGCGGGACCAUCGGCACGCAGAGAACGCCUCGGCUUGUCGCUGCGGCUUUUCCUUCUACGGCUACAACCCUGGGAUUGUCUUUCUGGAGAUGGGGCUCUGGACUUCUGUGA
This is a messenger RNA of Ilyonectria robusta, 2298 nucleotides long. Its product is annotated as kinase-like domain-containing protein. Gene Ontology annotation, molecular function: ATP binding; protein serine/threonine kinase activity. The record is from RefSeq and is a predicted model, not a curated record. The transcript has 2 exons. Lineage: Eukaryota; Fungi; Ascomycota; Sordariomycetes; Hypocreales; Nectriaceae. Gene Ontology annotation, biological process: peptidyl-serine phosphorylation; peptidyl-threonine phosphorylation. Bases 1 to 2298 code for a protein of 765 amino acids.